GGCAGUGAUUGGUUGCAACACCGCGUAUAAAACGCCGGCGCACCGUGAACCCGGAGUUUGGGAUUUCGGUAACCGAAGGACGUAACGGGGAGUCACGGGGAGGAAGAGCCCACGCGCAGCCGAAGCCGCUCUUCUCUUUGCUCCUCUCCGGUGCCUUUACGGACUCCUCUUAAAAAAAAAGAGAUCAUCAAUGAAAGAGCGAAGGACAUGCCAGAAACUGCCCCUUCAGUCCGGAAUGGAUCCGAGUCAGAGUGUUAAAUGUAAGAUAGUGGUCGUAGGGGACAGCCAGUGUGGGAAGACGGCCUUACUCCACGUUUUUGCAAAGGACUGCUUUCCAGAGAAUUAUGUUCCCACCGUAUUUGAAAAUUACACAGCAAGUUUUGAAAUUGACACACAAAGAAUUGAACUCAGUCUGUGGGACACGUCAGGCUCACCGUAUUACGACAACGUCAGGCCGCUCUCGUACCCAGACUCGGAUGCUGUCAUCGUGUGCUUCGACAUCAGCCGCCCCGAGACUCUGGACAGUGUCCUCAAGAAGUGGAAAGGAGAAAUCCAGGAAUUCUGUCCCAACACCAAGAUGCUGCUUGUCGGCUGCAAGUCGGACCUGAGGACAGACCUCACCACCUUGGUGGAGCUGUCCAAUCACAGGCAGACUCCGGUGUCAUAUGACCAGGGCUCUGCGAUGGCUAAGCAGAUCUCUGCCCCGUAUAUAGAGUGCUCAGCGCUGCAGUCAGAGAACAGUGUUCGGGACAUUUUCCACAUGGCGACGCUCGCCUGCGUCAACAAGAGCCACAAGAACGUGAAGCGCAGCAAAUCUGCCCGCUCCACCAAGCGCAUCUCACACAUGCCCAGCAGACCGGACCUGGCUGCCGUGACAACGGACCUACGCAAGGAAAAAGCAAAGAGCUGCACAGUCAUGUGACUGAAUUUGAAGGAAGAAAUGCAUUCUGGGAAAUGAUGGGGGUGGGGGGUGUAGAGAAAGGAAGGGGAAUUGUGGCUGUGGAUGUCCCUCUAUCCACACAAGAUAAAGGUAGAGAGAGAGAGAGAGAGAGAGAGAGAGAGAGAGAGAGAGAGAGAGGGGUAGAGAGGGAAGCAGUGCACUUUAAUCCCUUAUUCCUCUUCUAGUUUUACGAUUUGAGAUGCAUCCUUCCACUUCCUGUAGCCUAAGUGCUGACAGACCAUGGAAACAGUCCUUAGGCCAAGCCCCACACACUCCCCCAAUCUUAUCCGCUCAAGCAAGAGGAAGUCACCUCUCUUAAUGAGAAGCCUCGCUUCUGUCACCUUCAAGCAGCACAACUUCCUCUGAGAAGGAUUUAGGAAGUGCUGCACAUUACAUACAUCCUCCGUAUGAUGUAGCUGUGUCAAGGUUCAGAGGGGAGCUGUGUCAGGGUUCAGAGGGGAGCUGUGUCAGGGUUCAGAGGGGAGCUGUGUCAGGGUUCAGAGGGGAGCUGUGUCAGGGUUCAGUGGGGAGCUGUGUCAGGGUUCAGUGGGGAGCUGUGUCAGGAUUCAGAGGAGCUGUGUCAGGGUUCAUUGGGGAGCUGUGUCAGGGUUCAGUGGGGAGCUGUGUCAGGAUUCAGAGGGGAGCUGUGUCAGGGUUCAGAGGGGAACUGUGUCAGGGUUCAGAGGGGAGCUGUGUCAGGGUUCAGAGGGGAGCUGUGUCAGGGUUCAGAGGGGAGCUGUGUCAGGGUUCAGUGGGGAGCUGUGUCAGGGUUCAGUGGGGAGCUGUGUCAGGAUUCAGAGGGGAGGUGUGUCAGGGUUCAGAGGGGAGGUGUGUCAGGGUUCAGAGGGGAGGUGUGUCAGGGUUCAGAGGGGAGGUGUGUCAGGGUUCAGAGGGGAGGUGUGUCAGGAUUCAGAGGGGAGGUGUGUCAGGGUUCAGUGGGGAGCUGUGUCUGGGACUUCUCUUAACAUCUACUUUCACUGUUUCUUCAGUAGUGAGAGGGAAUACAACUUCAUGCUGGUACAGAAGAGGGAGACAGACAGACAGAGACAGACAGACACAAAGAGAGAGCGUUAACAGCAAAACAGGGAAAAAGUAAAAAUGAGAGUGAGAAUAAGGGGAAAGGAGAUGUGUGUUGCCCUGGUGUGCUGAGGACAACCAUCUUUCAGUUCUCCCUCUUCCUGUCACAUAUAGCAUUAAAGAGAAGCAAAAUGACUGGUGAUCACUGUGGGUUGGACUUCCUGUCCUGGAUAACUGCUCGUACAGUUGCUUGUUCUCUUUUUUAUUUGUAUUUUUUAUAGCUGAGCACCGCAAAAGUUCUUGAGCACAUUGCUUGUCACCAUGGAUACACAACUUCUAGCUCAAUCGUAACCUAUGUUGUAACCCCAAAAACAAACUUACUUUCUGAGGUUUUUUUUCUUCUAAAAACCAAAGAAUCUAUGUGUUUGGGUCCCAGAUCCUGCACCGCCAUCACUCUGAGAUGGGUUGUGGUGAGUGUGUUUGUUCUCUGGGUCCUUCACCGUCGUUCCUCUGAGAUGGGUCCUGCUUGCCUGUUCUCCGAGCUCGCUGAGUGAUUGAGGUUAAGCCCACCACACAGACAUCUCCUGACAGAAGAACCUGUGUCAUACAGCUGCCCGUGGGCUCUUCUAAGACCUGUGACCAGCAGCCCAGACCGUGGCAGGACCGUGUGAUGUGAGACAGAUGCUACAGCACCCUGACAUCAUAGGUCAUAGGUCAUCCGUUCGCAUGGCACAUAGUGUGCUUUCCAUUCGUGGCCUCGUUUGGUCAUUAUGCAUAUCUGCUGUCAUCUGAUUUGAAAGGCCAGAUACAUUAUGAGGAUUUAAACCAUCAAAUCUUAAUGACUGAGUAUUCGUUUGAUAUGUUUCGUUUGCUUUUUUGUCUGCUCGGUGAAGUGUGAAACGGCCUCUUGUGAGAGUGGGCUCUUCUCUGUCUCUUUCUUCUAAACUAUGCAGUUCAUUCUCUCUAGGAAAAAGACUGAUAGACAUGGAGGGAGAGAGAGAAAGAGGAGAGAGAUAAAGAGAUAGAGUGUAGUGUUCUUAGGACGGCUUCCCUCAGGCUUAAAGUUGGAGGCUAAAGCCAGAUAAAAUGAGCACUCAGCUCAAACUGAUUGGCUGAUCAGCUUGGAAGUUGAUUGACUGAAAUGCCUAGCAGGUCAGUAGCUGCACUUGGAAGUUGUGACAUUUUACACAAAAAAUGGACACUGUUUCUCGUGUGGUUUUCUAUUCUCUCUUGAGCUAAAGAUAGGCACUUUGUUCCGCUCUGGACUGAUCUUCACAUAGCCAGUAUUACCACAAAACAGUUUGUAUUUAAGUGUUAGUGAAAGAAAAAUAUGUAGGGAAUGAAAGUUGCUUCAGAAGUAGGCAAUGCCAUUUUAUUUUAAUGAAAUCUGUUUAUGUUUGUUCUGUUCAUGUUGCCACAAUAUUUAUUGAACUGUUCUUUUGCUCUCCUAAUAAAUGUAGAAAUUAAUUAAAAGGAGUUUUUUUUUUAAAAAUA
Electrophorus electricus (electric eel) is the source of this 3451-nucleotide messenger RNA. RefSeq names its product Rho family GTPase 3a (gene rnd3a). Gene Ontology annotation, molecular function: GTPase activity; GTP binding. The record is from RefSeq and is a predicted model, not a curated record. Gene Ontology annotation, biological process: small GTPase-mediated signal transduction. NCBI's taxonomy places the organism in Eukaryota, Metazoa, Chordata, Actinopteri, Gymnotiformes, Gymnotidae.